Molecule: messenger RNA, 921 nt
Organism: Ipomoea triloba (trilobed morning glory)
Lineage: Eukaryota; Viridiplantae; Streptophyta; Magnoliopsida; Solanales; Convolvulaceae
Product: receptor-like protein 53
Exons: 3
Coding region: 1-921 (306 amino acids)
Molecular function (GO): protein binding
Source: RefSeq, a predicted model, not a curated record
AUGAACAUUACUACUGAUGAAUCCUCUCUUCUUGCAUUGAAAUCAAGCAUUAGCAUGAACUCUCAUCCCAUCAUAAUGGCCAACUGGUCUAAUGCUUCCUCUGUGUGUGAGUGGAAGGGAGUUACAUGUGGCCGUCGUAAUCUACGAGUGGUUGCUUUAGACAUCUCUCAAAUGGGGCUUUCUGGAACCAUUCCCCCGCAAUUUGGAAACCUCUCAUUUCUUGUUUCCUUCAAUGCGAGUGGCAAUAAUUUCAUUGGGAAUCUACCUGAUGACUUAACUCAUUUGCGUCGAUUGAGAGUCUUUGAUGUUAGUUCCAACAAUCUCACUGGAGAAAUCCCUUCACGGAUUGGGUUCUUGUCCAACCUUUUAAUAUUGAAUCUUGACCACAAUCUCUUUACCGGAUCUAUCCCUCUUUCCUUUCUGAACCUCUCAAGGCUAGAAACCAUGGACUUGAGUGUUAAUAAACUCAAUGGCUCUAUCACAUCUACAAUCUUCAAUGUUUCCACCUUGGAAAGUUUAAGAGUCAUAGAAAAUCAUUUCUCCGGUACCAUUCCUCUAGAUUUGUGUCUUCGACUUAUAAAUUUGAUAAGGCUCGACGUAACCAGUAACGUUUUAAGCGGGGAAGUGCCAAAGAGUUUAUCCAUGUGUUCCAAAGUAAGAUAUUUGGGAUUGAGUUAUAACGGCUUUGUGGGAACAAUACCACCAGAACUUGGGAACUUAACAAGUCUUAAAAUCCUUCGUCUUGGAGGUAACAACCUUGAAGGAAGAAUUCCUAAAGAAAUUGGCUGUCUGGACAACUUGGAGGUUUUAGAAAUUGAAAACAAUCACUUAACGGGCUUACUACUACCACACAUGUUUAACAUGUCUUCACUGCAAUGGUUGAACUUGAACACCAACAACAUAUCAGAUAUGGAGAGUUGA